AUGAAGACAUGGUCGCUAUUUCUCCUGAUCACUCUGGUGAAUGCUGAGGUGCUGAGAAAGGAGAUGUGUAUGGGGGGACAUCCUGGAAUUCCAGGAAACCCUGGUCAUAAUGGCAUACCUGGAAGGGAUGGAAGAGAUGGCUCUGUGGGUGAAAAAGGAGAUACAGGUGAAAUUGGGAAAGUUGGACCUCCAGGCCCUGAGGGAUCAAAAGGCGAACCCGGAGAACCAGGUCUGUUGGGUGCACCUGGCAUAAAAGGAAGAAGAGGUGAACAAGGAAGUAAAGGGACACCUGGAAAACUGGGACCGAAAGGAAUUCCUGGACCGCUGGGACACAAAGGCCAAAAGGGAGAAAUAGGGUUGCAAGGACGACAGGGAGUAAAAGGGGAUUUAGGACCCAGAGGUCCAAAAGGGGACAAGGGAACUGUUGGACUUCAGGGGAAUAUUGGUUUACCAGGUCCCAUAGGGCCUACUGGCAUAAGAGGUCCCAAAGGAGAAGUAGGUGGCGAAGGCCUCAGGGGACGUCCUGGAAUUCAAGGUGAAAGAGGAAGUAAAGGAGAAAUAGGGGAGAAAGGGAAGACUGGCGAGAAUGCAUUGAUAAGGAAUAGUGCAUUUAGUGUUGGCUUGACAGGAUUGUCGAAGUGGCCUCGUUCAGGCAGUCCAGUCAAGUUUGAAAAAAUCUUAUAUAACAACCAAAAUCACUAUAACCUCUCCACAGGGAAAUUUACAUGUGAAUUUUCUGGGGUUUAUUAUUUUGUUUAUCAUAUCACUGUCUACGUCAAACAUGUAAGAGUUUCCCUGUACAAGAAUGGUGCUCAGAUUCUCAAUACAUUUGAUAGUUAUCAAAAUAGUGAGGAUCAGGCUUCGGGAGGCACACUAGUGCAAUUACAAACUGGAGAUCAAGUGUGGCUUCAAGUAAUCGGUGGGGAUUCUUAUAAUGGACUGUUUGCAGACAACAAUGAUGAUACAGUUUUUACUGGGUUUCUUUUGUUUACUGAAUGA
This is a messenger RNA of Carcharodon carcharias (great white shark), 999 nucleotides long. RefSeq names its product C1q and TNF related 9 (gene c1qtnf9). NCBI's taxonomy places the organism in Eukaryota, Metazoa, Chordata, Chondrichthyes, Lamniformes, Lamnidae. The record is from RefSeq and is a predicted model, not a curated record. Bases 1 to 999 code for a protein of 332 amino acids. The transcript is spliced from 3 exons. Gene Ontology annotation, molecular function: protein binding.